CCUCCUUUCCUCGCAAUCUCCUCCCACCCCGGUCGAUGGCACCAAAGCUCACGCCAUCAUCCUCAACAAGCUCCUUCGAACGCUCAAACUCGUCCCCCUCACUAGCCCGCGUAGGCCUAGAACACAGGCUACCAUCCACGGGCCUGAUGGCACCCGCCACCCCCGAGCCGCGGCGGGCGUCGCUCAAGCGCGCCCGCGAGGCGGCGACAACGCCAGCACGCACUGGCGAGAUCGAGUCCAACGCCUCGGGCGCGGACAGCGAUGACGAGGUGCUCAGCGUCGUCAGAUCCUCGCGUGCGCGCGCCGCCAAGACCCCCCGCGUCAAAGACGCCGUCGCUACACCGACGCCGAAGCGCAAGAUUGUCAACGCUAUCGAUGUUGUGCCGCCCCGCUCGACAAAGAAGCCAUCACUCCAGGACCGCCUGAAUGCCGCGGCCGCCAAAACAACCACACGGACGUCGACACCGGUCGCUGCCCGUGUUUCUGCAGUACCUCCGGUUCCCCGCCUCUCGACGCUCGCUACUGGCUCCUCGGUCGGCACGCCGAGUCGCAGCUACGACAAUGAGAGAAGCGACAAGGUCGUUGUUUGUGUCCGUAUCAAGCCGACGUCGAACCCAUUCGCCACCACGGCGUAUGACCUCUCUCCGACGUCACUGACGCUGUCCGACACCCACCCCAACGUUAUACGCCGAGGUGGCAAGGCCGGGCGUGAGGCCGAGUACACUUACAUGUUUGACACGCUCAUCAACUACCCUACUCGUACACCGGAGCUCUACGAUGCCAAGGUCGCCCCGAUGGUCCAGAAGGCCAUGAAUGGCUUCAAUAGCACUGUGUUUGCGUACGGCCAGACUGGUAGUGGCAAGUCGCACACAAUGUCUGGAACUCGCUCAGAGCUCGGCAUCAUCCCCUGCGCUAUCGACGGCAUUUUUGAUGCCAUCACAGCCGACUGCGACCGUGCGUUCCUGCUCCGCGUCUCGUACAUCGAGAUCUACAACGAGACGCUCCGCGAUCUCCUGAACAACAAGCCGGGCAACCUGCCUGAAAACGAGAAGCCAACGAUCCACACCAACAAGGGCAAGGUUUAUGUCGAGCCCUUGGUCGAGGCCAUCGUUUCGACUCCUCAAGAUGUUGUAGACCUUCUGGAGCGGGGCAACAUCAACCGCAAGACCGGUGCAACGGACUGGGUAUGUCAAGCUGAUUUCCGUGGCGAAGAAGAAGCUGACCUGUCACAGAAUGAGCGCUCCUCCCGAUCCCACGCCGUCUUCACCAUUGUGAUCGAGUCUCGGCCACGCGACGGUGAUGGUCACGACGAGGUCCGAGUCUCUCGCCUCACUCUGAUCGUGAGUGCACCCCAUGAGGAUGUUCCUAACAUGCCACAGGACCUUGCUGGUUCAGAGAAGGCCGUGUCCGAUGUUGAGCGCCGAGGCGAGGGCAAACACAUCAACCAGAGUCUUCUGGCACUCCGCGAAGUUGUCCACAAGCUCACCGAGAAGGGGAAGCGCGGCCACGUCCCAUACCGCAACUCCAAGCUCACCCACCUCCUCGAGAAUGUUCUUGGUGGUGACUCUAACAUCUGCGUCAUCUGCACAAUGUCAGCCGAUGAGGCCCACUGUGCGGAGACGCUAGAGACACUGAAGUUUGCUGGGCGUUGUUCCCAGGUUGAGACCAAGGCGCAGAAGAACAUUCUGCUUAACUCGGACCUCGCUGUCAUCCGGGCGAAGGACAUAGAGAUUGCGGAGCUGAGGCGUCAGCUCGAGCAAUUGGCGGCUAGCCAUGAACCUCAGAGACCAACAGAGGAGAUCGCAGAGGUAUGCUUGCUUUCCUCCUACAUCCAGUGCAGUCCUAACGCCCACCAGCUGGCUGAAUCGGUUGCUUCUAUGGAAGCUCGCAAGGUCAAGCUCACCGAGCAACUCGCCAAGUUGAACGGCGAGAUCCUGACCUCUGAGCUUCCUCGCACAAUGACUGGGUUACCGACCUCGCCUCCACGCAAGAAGCGGCCUAGGAUCAGCGACUUCACCUCCCUCACCAGCGCUGCUCUUGGCAUUGGACUCGGUACUCCUACCAAGACUCCUGUCGUCGACCGACGCGCCGUCAGCACCAUGGUUCGCGUCGUAGAGGACUCUGAGACCGACGCACAGUCGGCCAUUAUUGAGAACUUAGACCCAGCAAAGCGAUUCGAGGACGACGUGACUAUUGCAUCACUGCGCCGCACCCUCGCCACCAAGGAGACCGAGAUUGAGAAGCAAACCGAGUUGCUCGAGGCCGCGUCCGCCGACGCGGCUGAGCUUCCUGGCGUCAAGUCCCGGCUCGAGGAGCUCAAAUCUACACUGGCGACUGUGCAAGAGGACCAUACCACUCAGUUGCACGACGCUCAACGGGAGCUCGAGUCCACCAGGGCGGAGCUCGCUCGCACCGUGGCCGACAAGGCAGCCCAGAUUGAGGCCCUUGAGACUAGCGUGCUGGACCUGCGCAAGUCACGCGAGGAGCUUGUCAUCGAGGACCAGCAACAUCUUGACAAGGAGCGCGAGAAGCAUGCCGCUGAACUGGAGAAGCUUCGCGAGCAGCACAAGGGCGAGAUCACGAACAUCAAGACAGCUAUCAGAACUCUGAGAGGCCAGGCCGACGAACAUGCGAGCCGCGUCACCACACUGGAAGCCAGCAACGCCGACUUGUCAAAGUCGCUGGCGACGGUUGAGAAGGACCGCGACUCGGCCAUGUCCGAUCACGCAAUCGCGCGCCGCGACGCUGAGAAGGCCGCUUCGGACCUCGACAGCUUUCAGAAGGCAGCGAUUGGCCGCGAGUCGGAAGUUGUCGCGGGGCUGCGCAAGGAGGUCUCGGCGGAGCGCGAAGCAAGGGAUGCGACUGAAAAGUCACUUGUCGACGAACGUGAGGCCCGAUCCUCUGCCGAAGCCCAGCUCAAGAAGGAGCAAGAAUCUCGCAAGGCACUCGUGGUGGACCUGGACCAGCUGCGUGCUUCGUCCGCGAAAACCGACGCCGACCUGAAGGAGGCGCAGUCUAGCCACGAGAAGAUCAAAUCCGACCGUGAAGAGGCACAGAAGCAGACUGAAGCCCUCGAGGCUGCUCUGAAGAAGGCGAACGACCGCUUCGGAGCUACUGAGAAGGAGAAGUCGGCUGUGGAGGCACGCCUGGCUGAGGAGGUCAAAGCCAAGGAGGCUGCUCUUGCCUCGGCAAAGGAGGCCGCCUCAACAUCAGAAGCGAUUCGCAAGGAGCUUGCCGACAAGCUGAGCAGCGUCACAACCGAGAGGGACCAGCACCUUGCCACUUCAAAGCAACUUACGGACGAGGCAGCCAAGGUUCAGCAGCAGCUCGACGACGCCAAGCGGGCCCACAGCGACGUUACUCGCGAUGUCGAGGCCCUCCGUGCUGGAGCCAGUGUGGCGGACUCUGUUCGCGCGGACCUCGAUAACCACCGCUCUCUUCUCGCCAAGGAACAGGAGGCCAAGAAGGUGCUGGCCGACGACCACUCGAAGGUCACCGCCCAGGUGGACACCGUCACCAAGGAGCUCGAUAGGAUGAAGUCGGCGCUUCAGACUGAGAAGACAGCGCACGCCGAGACGUCUGCCAAGCUUGCCGAGGCCCUGCAACGCAUCGCGGAGCUUGAGAAGGAGCUGGGCUCGGCCAAGGCGGCGACUUCAGAGCUUAGCACAAAGUUCGAGUCAACUCAAGCUUCUGCUCUUGCGGCCGACAAGGCUCACAGUGCUGCAACCGCAUCGAGCGUGGAGAAGCACAAGGCGGAGGUUGAAUCCGUGCGGAAAGAGGUCGAGGCCGAGAAGAAGGCUCGCGUCGAUGCCGAAGCCCAACUCAAGGACCUCAAAUCUGCCUCGACCACUGCGGCCGGUGAAGUUGCCAAGCAGCUCGCCGAGGCCCGUGCUGCUCUCGACGAGAGCAAGCGUGCGAACGCCGACCUUGCCAGCGCAUUAGACUCCCAGAAGAAGGCUCACGAAACGGCAGCCGGCUCGACCGCAGAGUCUCACGCCACACUGGUCAAGGACCUUCGCGCGAAGUUUGAGCAGGAGAAGGGCCUUCGUUCCACCGCUGAGGCUGAGGUAAAGACGGCAGCGGCGACCCACUCCAAGGCUCUCGAGGAGGUGUCGACUGCCCUCGCUGCGGAGAAGGCCCUGCGUGCGACAGCUGAGGCCAACGCCAAGAAGAUUGCUGCUACGAGUGAGGGGUCGGCCUCGCAGCUCCAGGCCACCGGUGCCGAGCUCUCAAAGAUCCAGGCGGAGCUCGAGACACUGGCUUCGACUCUGGCUUCAGAGCAGGCUCGCACAACGGAGGCCGAGGCAACGAUUGUCCAGUUACGGGCACAGAUUGCCCUCCUGCAAAAGGAUCUCGACCUCAAGCAGACCGAGCUGGCUGCUAUCCAGGCUCGCUCGGACCGCCUCGCUGCUGAACUCGUGACGGUUUCCGCAACGGCCCAGCCCGCCCGGGUACUCCGACGCAGCAAUGCCGUCUCCUCCACAUCGGUUCCCAGCGGCCUAUCACUCGCGGCGUCGAAUGCGCUCCGUGGUACCGGUGGCAUGGCUGGCAACUCGGCCGCUCCAGACGUCGCCGGAUGGAAGCGCUCGCACGAGAUUGAGGAGAUUGGCCGUCUUGACAAGGUUGUCGAGUCGCAGAAGGCAAUGAUCGAGGAGCAGAGGGUCAAGAUCAAGUUCUGGGCCGACGAGCUCCAGAAGCAGCAGGAGAUUGUGCGCCUCUUGACCCAGGAGAGCAGUGCGUCACCAGGCAAGCUAUCGGUACCUCUGCCUCAGGAGCCAAAGGCUGUCGACGUUGGUCCAUCGCGAGCACCCGAGACAGCACCGACCAAGACGCCCACGAAGACGCCGACGAGGCCAGGACACGUCCGCAACGCAUUAUCCAUGUUUGACAGCCCUGGCACGCCGGUGGCUCCUCUACGUGGUGCAACUCUGGCCCGCAGCCACAUCCCGCCGACGUUUACGGCCAAGAACUUAUCGCUGCCCUCUCUCCCCACGCCGCUGCCGAUGCACAGUGGGCAGCAGUCGAACGCGUUACGCAAGACACGGCGCAUCACGAUCGACCACGACAUGAACCGCUUGGAGGAGAACAGCCGAGUGAACCAGAUCAAGGGAGUGUUUGACUCGCCGACAAAGGAGGAGGCCGGAAAGUCCAACGAGAACCGCACCUCGUCGCGCACGGGCUCAUCCCGCACCCAGGUCGACAUCCCCCGCCGUCGUUUUUAAUGCGGCUUGUGAAUACGACAUAUGAUGCCGCCCUCGCCGUGAACAGUAACAGCACGUUGUACGCAUUUGUUUACCUCACGUUCUUGUAUUUGACCGCAUGAUGGUUGUGAAGGAGGGUGUCUCUGCUGGCAGGGGCACGGUAUGCAUGUGG
This is a messenger RNA of Vanrija pseudolonga, 5373 nucleotides long. RefSeq names its product Kinesin-like protein KIN-7L (gene KIN7L). Gene Ontology annotation, molecular function: microtubule binding; ATP binding; microtubule motor activity. Gene Ontology annotation, biological process: microtubule-based movement. NCBI's taxonomy places the organism in Eukaryota, Fungi, Basidiomycota, Tremellomycetes, Trichosporonales, Trichosporonaceae. The coding region runs from base 36 to 5222 and encodes 1728 amino acids. The transcript is spliced from 10 exons. The record is from RefSeq and is a predicted model, not a curated record.